Molecule: messenger RNA, 699 nt
Organism: Neospora caninum
Lineage: Eukaryota; Apicomplexa; Conoidasida; Eucoccidiorida; Sarcocystidae
Exons: 5
Coding region: 1-699 (232 amino acids)
Source: RefSeq, a predicted model, not a curated record
AUGGUGAAAUGUAGGGGUUUCAAGCCCCAAGGCAUGGUCCUCAACCCGAUUCGACGGGUCGUCUCUUCCGGGCCGUCGCUGAUGGAGAAGCUGCAACGUGACUCCAGGCCGACGUGGGAAGAGCUCCGAAAGAUGCUGAAGAAGAAGGAAGAAAGCGCCAACGAGUUUCUCGAGCGCUACGAAAACGAACAGUUCUCGGGGCAGCUGGAGUUCCCUCCUGUCGGGGAUCCUGGCUCGCCGCUGCGCUUUCCCGUCGACGGAAAGGCGAGCGUGCGAUUUGGCCUUUUUGGGUGGUUGGAGAAGAGCUUUCGGAACUCGAAGAUCGAGGAGCAAGAAAGGCAACAUCUCGAACUUCUUCGACAAGAGGCGAAGCAGAGAAGAAAACGUGCGCGAGAGGAGGCAGGGCCCUCAGACUCGAGCGCCGAGGAGUCGAGCACCGGCGAGCGAAGUGACGGCUCCGACAGCGACAGAGGGAGCAGUGGGAAGAAGAAGAAGAGCGAGAAGAAGAAGAAAAAGAAAGACAAGAAGAAGAAGCACAAGCGCGAGAAGAAACGGAAGAGCGAGAAGUCUGAGUCUCGACACAAGGAUUCCGGGAGAAACGAUCCUGCAUGCGCCGCUUCCAACAACCCGUAUCGCCUCUCCAACUUCUUCAGCGAUGUGCGCGCAGCGGAAGGCCCUGCGAGCUCCUCGAAGGCGUGA